UGAGCAGGUCUGCGACACCCUUUAACUCUCUGCACUGCACUGGUCCCCGAGCCCGAGGAACGCCAUAGCUUUAAAUUAAUUAACACUAAUUAACAGCUGUCACGUGACCGUCUCCAGCGCCUUAGAUAGGGCAGGAUGUUUCUGCUGUUAAGUUUGCAAACUAUAGCGAGAUGAAUUAUCGUUUUAUAAAGAUUUGCGCGACUCUUUUACUUUUCACCGUCAUGGCUCGGCGCUGCGUCUGCCUUUCCUCUGAUCACAGGAAGAAAACACUCGAGCAGAGGAAACAGCUCGCCAUGCCGCGAGUCACCUGCUCUCUCCGAGGCAUCAGAGCUGUGUUUGGUCCAAUGGUGAAAAACAAUGUGUACGCCAGAGACGUGACAGGGGCCACAGUCCCAGUGCCUCAGUAUGAGAAGACCUGUGGAGUGCAAGUGGCUAGAGUGAAGAACCAGAGCCUCUCGUUUUUCAGCAGAUAUGACAGCUGCUUUGUCCAUGUUGAGGGCAGCAAAGUCAUCAUCCCGCUGCAGGUCCAGCUGGCAGGAGAGGAUCGAUGGAUCUGGGUCAACAUCAGCUGUCCCCUGAUAAAGGCAAGAAGUGAGAGGACCCAGCCUCGCCCAACACCAUUCCCUGGAAACUGUGACAUUGAAAGAGCUCUUCGAGUGGACUGUGGCCACCAAAGGGUUUCCAGUGAUGUCUGCUACAAACUGGGCUGCUGCUAUGAUGCUCGUGAUUCAGCCUGCUACUACACACUCAAUGCCUGCUCUCUGGACGGACACUUUGUGUUCUCAGUAAACGCUGCAGAUGCACACACGCCCAUUGAUCCCAGCAGCCUCAUUGUAAAGGAUCAGCCGCACUGUCACCCUGUUGUCACAACCCCAGAUACUGCUGUCUUCAAGAUAGGAGUCUCAGACUGCGGUGCAAAGAGGAAGGCAAAUGGAGAUGUGGUGAUCUACGAGGUGGAAGUGGUGGAGCUACAUACAGGAAAUGAUGGGAAAAAUUCUCAAUUUAGUCUUCAGGUCCAGUGUGAAUACGACUCCUCUGAUCUGAAGCGUGCAGCAGAACUGCGGUCUUUGUAUGCAGUGACUAAUCCACCACCUGUCAUUGCACUGGGGUCCAUCGGAGUGCAAAUGAGAAUAGCCACAGAUGCAUCCUUUACAUCCUUUAUUCCCGAGGAACAGCUUCCACUGACUUUGCCCCUUCGUGAAGCUGUGAAUGUGGAGAUUUCCAUCGUGCAGCCAUCUCCAGAUCCCACACUUUCCCUGCGAGUGCGAGACUGCUUUGCUUAUCCUGGGUCAAGACACUCUGUGUGGACACUUCUCUAUGAUGGAUGUCCAAAUCCUCAGGAUAAUAUGAGAAGCUCUGUCCCUGUGGACCAACAGGGGAAGACCACAUCUCACUCACAAGUCAGGAGGUUUGAUGUCAAGACCUUUGCCUUCUUGGACCCCAGCACAGGCCAUCCAAGUCCAGAGGAAAUGUACUUCUAUUGUUGGGUGGAAAUCUGCACGAAUGACGUUGACUGUGCGCAGCGUUGUACCUUCAUUUCAUCUGAGGGGGAGAGGCCGAGAAGAGAGGCCGCAUCUCAACCCCACCAGCUUCAACUGGUCUCUUUGGGGCCACUGCAGCUGGUCCAGAAUAACACUGAAGCCGAGAAAGACCCCUGCAUGAAACGGGAAAAAAUGUUUCAGGUGAUCGUAUACAUCCUGUCUGGUGUUGGUGCUGGCCUUCUUGUGGUCCUGCUGUUCAUUGUGUGUUCAAGCAUCAGGAGAAUGCAACGAGCACGUGACGAACAAGAUGCAUCUCAAUAAAUGUCAAUUUGUCCAUA
This is a messenger RNA of Pundamilia nyererei, 1819 nucleotides long. RefSeq names its product zona pellucida sperm-binding protein 4-like. Gene Ontology annotation, biological process: binding of sperm to zona pellucida; prevention of polyspermy. The record is from RefSeq and is a predicted model, not a curated record. Bases 171 to 1802 code for a protein of 543 amino acids. Lineage: Eukaryota; Metazoa; Chordata; Actinopteri; Cichliformes; Cichlidae. Gene Ontology annotation, cellular component: egg coat. Gene Ontology annotation, molecular function: structural constituent of egg coat; acrosin binding. The transcript is spliced from 12 exons.